Molecule: messenger RNA, 853 nt
Organism: Bactrocera dorsalis (oriental fruit fly)
Lineage: Eukaryota; Metazoa; Arthropoda; Insecta; Diptera; Tephritidae
Exons: 2
Coding region: 195-794 (199 amino acids)
Source: RefSeq, a predicted model, not a curated record
ACAAUGCACUGGUGAGGGGUGAAUGCCACCUGAAAUUCUUGUGAAACCGAUAUAAAAACAAGGCAUUGUGUGCUGUUCACAACACAAACAAUUGUCGGUUACACGAAACAGCUUGCGGCGGAGAAAACCAAAGCUUUCAUAUUCGGAUAAACAACAAAAAGUUUACGACAAACACUAAAAACAACCAAUUCACAAUGGAACCCAUUGAAGUCAUCUUAGAAACAACGGUCAUAACACUGGACCAGCUGAUGAACUUUACCAUUAGUCUUACGGAAGCACAUUGCCGCACACAAAUCCAACUAUCACACGAUUUCAUAACGAGGAUGCUUGAAGAGUUGAAUGCAUUGCCAGAGAAAACUGAAUAUAUUCAAGCACAAAUCGAGCGCGUCACAAAUAUUUUGAAGUCAAUUGAUAAGAGCAGUUCGAAUGAGUCGAAUAGCUGGCUAAGCGAAGAAAGACUCGCACUUUUAGAUGGAACAACACAGUUGUUUCUCGAAUUAAAUGCCAUAGCGAAGAGUGAGGAAGCCUCAAGCGAUACAGUUAUUAUAAAGAAAGUGCUGGAUAAAGCUGAUCUGCAAGUGCUAUUCAAGCAUGUGGAUGAUUUGGUAAAGACGACUGAUCGAAACUUUGGUGCCGUGUUUCAUCAGUUCUUUCGUUUUCUAGGAGAUGAAGAGCGCAAAGCUUUUCCGAAUUUGAGCCUUUUGUACGAUGAAUAUCAAACUAAUUCACUGGAAGGAAAAUUUAAAAAUAUGUUGAAAUUAUAUGAAAUGUUCAACUACUACAAGCAUAAAUAAAACACGUGUGUUAUUAAUAUAUAGGUUUAAAGUAUAAAUACUACUAUGGGCUAAAAAUA